This is a messenger RNA of Triticum aestivum (bread wheat), 809 nucleotides long. RefSeq lists its product as uncharacterized. The transcript has a single exon. NCBI's taxonomy places the organism in Eukaryota, Viridiplantae, Streptophyta, Magnoliopsida, Poales, Poaceae. The record is from RefSeq and is a predicted model, not a curated record. The coding region runs from base 232 to 501 and encodes 89 amino acids.
UCAUCAUCCAACGAGAGGGCGGAGUCCCAUAUGCCAUUAUUGCAGCUGCGGAGGUCGCAAUUCCUCUCUCUUGGAUAAGCAUCGCUCCGCCUCUUCGCCUUCGUAUAAGCGAAACUCCUGUCCGUUUCACAUAUCCCGCUCCCGCCACGACCGUGCGCGCGCUCCAGCCUCCAGGGGUAGCCAAGCUCGCAAGAAUCGUCGCCAGCGAGGAGGAAGACGAGGAGGAGCGCCAUGGCGAGCGUGGUCAUCGAGAGCCACGACUCCGCGGUGGCCGGCGGCGGGGACGUGGUGUUCUGCGUCAUCAUCCUGUGCAUGUCCGUGCUGUCCUUGGUCAUCUUGGCGGCCUCCUCUGCCGUCGGCAGCGGCGACGGGGAAGAGGAAGGGAGGCUGCGGCGGCGCUCCGCCUCACGCGGGAACGGGCCGGUGUUCGUGGGCGGCAGGGGCUGCGCCUGCGGCGGCUGCCGCGCCGGCGCCGGCGUCUGCGGCACCUACCUCUCGUGAUCACCGCCGACCGUGCACGCGCCGCGCGCGCACUCCACAUGUACAUACAGCGUGGACGCACUCACCGCAUAACGUAAGGAGGAGCAUCGAUCGGAGCUCUCGCCAGGCUUGCGCAUGGCUACUCCGUUCUUCCUUUUCCUCUGUUUGUACUCCCUAAAGUAGUAUAAGACGUUUUAGAUCACUAAAAGGCAUAUUACUUACUACUGAUAGAUGCACAUCCUGUGAUGUGAAUAAGCUGCAAGAGCAUGGAGUGUUUUAUCUGUUCCUUGAAUAAUCAUCGAUCCAUGUGCGAUCGGUUGCUUCUUCUA